AGGAAUUUUACAAUGUGAUACAUUGUGUUGAUACAAUGUCAGAUGACUUUCACAACUGCUGACAUCCAAGUGGCUACUUUUGUGUGUUGCAAUGGUGUGACUUGUCACCGGCGUGACAUAUAAGUCACUUGUGCGAGUAAAGGCUGGAGUGUGAGAAGAAAAGAGGAAUAAAAAAGGAUGUAAAGAAUUUGCACGUUUUUUGGUUAUUCAUUUUUAAAAGCUGAACUUCACUUAUCACGUCAACAUUUGCCAAUAACAACCACCUACUAAUGGGCAAACAUGACAUAUUUAUAGUGUUUAUGCACGACUGACGCCUUUUAAAAAGCAUAUUAUCGUUUUCAUUUCAUUUCACAUACGGAAUUUAAAAAAAGAUCCUCUGUAAGGAUUACGUAGAUAUUACCAUGAUCUCCCCCCCUGUCAACUUAAUAUAUCUGACCUCCGGUACAUUUCAAACUUUCUGCCGCGUUAGAUUCAUUUUUAGCCUUUUUAGGAUUAUUUGAACUAUGCCAAGGGUCACAUAACCUUAGUACUCUGUCCUUCCUAUAUAAGACAGUAGCUGAGUCCACUCUACCCUACUCUGCAGAAGGCUGAGACAGCAUGAUUAGGCUUAGUCCAGCUUACCUAGCUAAUGCUUUCUGUUUGUGUGUGUUUUGCUCGUCAGUGUCCAUUUUUCGGUCUCUUUAGAAACAUUGCCUUAAAAGGAAAUGCUUUGCAUCUGGCCACCACAGAGCUACUCAGAGAAUAGUUCAUUCUGGAUGUAACCACUGGAUUAAUUUUACUCUGAGUCAUCCAGAAAUUACCUCAGAAUUUCAUUGCCAGUCACGAUGAUGCUAGCAAGAGUAAUAAUGUUGACUCUAUUAUUGCAUGUUUAAAAGUCCAAACCCUGAUGAAAAUCUGGUCUUCUGUUCUUGUAUUUUCAAUCCAUGGGAAGACUUUGCACUCGAUCACAAUUCUCUGCUGCAAGUGAUUUUUACUUUUGGAUUUCUUUGAUGUGAUCGACUGGAAGAAAAGACUAUGAUCUGGAGAAGACAUGCUGUCCUGGCUCCAAGUUGACAUAAAUGAGUAGGGUAGCCACUAGCCAUGGAACCUCCCACGACCACCCAGGAUGAACUGAGGGGACGGCGAACAUCUAUGCCCUGUCAACCGAAAUCUGUCAUGGUUGUCCAUUCCACACCUUCGGGGGAUGAGGUUCAGUGCAAGAGUUAUUCAAUAAAUCCAGAGACAGACACACCUCUUCCUCUCCCAGACAUCAUGCCAGGGACUUUUUCUGACCUUACAAUAGCAAGGCAACGCCACAAAAGCGCAACAGAUAUUCCUCACCGAGGCAACAUUUCUUUGCUUCCCUCUUACACUCAUUGUCUUAUAGAUAGAGAACAAGACCUCUUGCGUCGUUGCUCACUCAGGGAGACCAAGAGUGUUUCACGUUACCCUCGCCAUGCCCUCAGUGUGCCUGAAAUCGGCUGCAUCAGUCCCCUUCAUGUCAUUACCCACAGUCCGCUCCACAGCACGCCGCUCUCACCGGCAAAAAGCAACAUAUCCAGCCCUGCUAGAGAGAUGGAGAAGCUUGCAAAGGCCAGGAGUAAACUUCUAGAGAGUGAAACUAACCAAACCCCUACCAUCGCUCCAGAAACAAGAGAACAACUUCGCUAUGUCGCCAAAGAUGGAAAGUGCAGAGUCAACCUUUGUCAUAUUUCGGAAAGGGGCCGUUUCCUGUCUGAUAUCUUUACUUCUUUUGUGGACCUCCAGUACAGAUGGUUCUUAUUCGUCUUCAUGAUGUGCUACAUUCUCACCUGGUUUUUCUUUGCUGUGCUCUACUUCUUGAAUGCUUUCUUUAGAGGUGACCUAGAAAAGGUGAAGCCACUCAGCACCCCUGAAGAAAACCUCAUAGACCCCACACCCUGCUAUUUGGGUGUAGAUGAUUUCAUCUCUGCUCUUCUUUUCUCAGUGGAGACACAGCGCACCAUUGGUUAUGGGUCACGCACUGUGUCUCCCAGCUGCCACGAGGGUGUGGUGCUGGUCAUGACGCAAUGCAUUGUUGGGUCCAUGAUAGAUGCCCUCAUGGUUGGCUGCAUGUUUGUUAAAAUAUCCCGACCUAAGAAGCGAGCGGAGACACUUCUUUUCAGUCGCACGUGUGUCAUUGCUAACCGGGAUGACCAGCUCUGCUUGAUGUUCCGCCUGGGAGACCUCAGAGAAAGUCACAUGGUGGACGCAAAGGUUCGUGCAAAGUUAAUCAAGUCUCGGCAAACAGCAGAGGGAGAGUUCUUGCCUCUCGAGCAGACAGAGAUUAACCUUGGUUAUGAAACUGGCUCAGACCGACUUUUCCUGGUGGAGCCUCAAGUCAUUCAGCACAAUAUUGACUGCGACAGUCCGCUGUGGGAGCUGGGUCCAGAGCAACUCAGAAGACAGCAGUUUGAGAUAAUCAUUAUUUUAGAAGGAAUUGUUGAGGCCACAGGGAUGAUGUGCCAAGCCAAAACAUCCUAUAUUGAAACAGAGAUUGAGUGGGGUGCUCGCUUUGAACCAUGCAUGACGCUGGAGAAGGGCUCAUUCAGAGUGGACCUGCGUCGAUUCCACACCACCUACAAGGUACCACUACCUAACUGCAGUGCCAGCCAGGCACACCAGCUAAUGGCUCUGGCUGACUGCAAAGUCCAAAACCACAGAACCUGCCAAAACUGGGAAAGCUGGACAGAGGGAAUGACUGAAGAAGACAAAGACAAGCAACCACCCCAUGGAGGAUUCACUAUUGAUAACAUUCAGGAGGAGAGAGCAUCAGAAGGCAAUGAAAGUGAAGAGGGUACAGAAAAAAGCAUGGCAUAAGACAUUUUAACCUUUUUAAAGCUGAAUUGGUCAUGAACAGUUUCUCAGUAUGAAGCUUUUGUUUUAAACAGAUGACACCAGCAUUUCACUGUAGAAGGACAGGUUUAAAUAUACAUAAUAAAUAUUUUGAAUUGACUGUUUGCUAACUUUGUCCUAAAGUAUUGUUGGCACUCAAGUCCAGCUUUACACUAUAGCAAUACACAUGGAAUUUUACAGCAUAAAUUCUUGCAGACUUACUAUUCUUAGGAAACUUGAAGCAACAGCCAAUUCUUGAUUUUAGUACUUACUGAAAUGUCUUUUUUUCUCGUCUGUGGUAUGUCCAAGACAAACCUGCGUUUAAUCUCAUGCAGCUAAAUAAAUAGCAGCAGUGUAUUUAAGCAUUGCAAUGUUGUGUUAGUUACUCCCUGUGGUUUCGGAGGAAAAGGCAAGAGAAGACUAUGCAAGUGGUAAAGAGAGCUUUUUAACAUAACAGAUGAGAGCAGGCAGCCAAUAAGGCCUUAGCCAGGCUUCCUAAUAACUCUCCAAGGUACUUUGCUAACAUGACACAUGCAACAUAUUUCUACUUUUGUGUUUUUGCUGCCAAAAUUGACCUAUGAUCACAGUUUCAGCCACUGGUUUCGACAGAAGCCCGAAAGAGUCGCGCUUGCAACAUGUUUCAAGUUCUUUUGUUGUAAUUUUGCCACAAAAAUCUGCAGCAUAUGAAUAAUCAGUAGUAUGGUUCACUUUAAAGCAAAAAUAAAAAAUAAAAAAAAUAAAUCGUUUUGUAAAAGUGGUUGGGAAAAACAAGCUUGGUGAGAAUAUGAUGCAUAAAUGUAAAUGACUGCAUCAAAAUGUCAAAUUUUACAGCGGUUGUGUUAUUUUGGUGCUAAGCUCCACGUGGCUACAUGGAGUUUGCACCUUUCUGGCACGAUACAGUUUAUUUACACAAACGAAAUUUGACAUGAUCUGUGACUGGUAUUGUACCUACGGACUUGGUUCUCGUAUCCCCCCCCUCCCAAUUGCCCGGGAAUACCCACUUGCGACUGCGUCACUUUCCGGCUCCUACGCAGCAGUCGGAGCUGAUAGCGCCCACUCACAAAAAAAAGAAAAAAAAAAUUUAACCAGACGCGCCGCAACGCGUUUCAGAAGCGUACUAGUGUAUCUCCGCCUCGUAUCGCUUAAAAUAGUCCCCCCCCCCUCUCUUUUUUUUAACGGAAGCAGCGUGAAGCUGCACAGAGCAGGGAAGGAAGUCAGACACAGGAGCGGCACCGAGAAUCCGGCCACUUUUGUGCGCGCAGACGUCUUCUAUUACGCCCUCUGCGAAACCGUGCAAAAGACGGAACUGAGCUGCGCGACUUUUAACAAACGUAAUCAUUUUUUUGCUGCGAGGUGCUGCACCGCUGUUUGGAUGAAGUACGGCCUUUGUGAGAUGCACCGUACAUGUACUAAAUAUAAGCAAACACCGCCACACAUCCUCACGCAAACACACAAUAUGUUACUUAUAAGGCCAUUACAUUGACUUUAACCAAUACCAAACAGACCGACUGGAACCAAACCUUCAAAAGCGGACCAGGAAAACAAAUGCAUGUCUUUACAACAUGUACUACCACCGCAUUGAUCACAAUUGGACGGAUCCUGUGUGAGGUUCUAAUGGCUAACUGAACAUUUAGAUAUAUUAUAUCUAAAUUAUAUUAUAAUUAUUAUAUUAUAAUAUAAUCACAUUAUAUCAUAAUAUAAUGUGAAACAAAUUCUCAGAUUCUGAUGUGUUUAGUUAAUGGGACCUUUCAUCUUAUUAUAGCACAUAUAUACACAC
This is a messenger RNA of Oreochromis niloticus (Nile tilapia), 4609 nucleotides long. RefSeq names its product potassium inwardly rectifying channel subfamily J member 20 (gene kcnj20). Gene Ontology annotation, molecular function: inward rectifier potassium channel activity. Bases 1081 to 2817 code for a protein of 578 amino acids. The transcript has 3 exons. The record is from RefSeq and is a predicted model, not a curated record. Gene Ontology annotation, biological process: potassium ion import across plasma membrane; regulation of monoatomic ion transmembrane transport. Gene Ontology annotation, cellular component: plasma membrane. Lineage: Eukaryota; Metazoa; Chordata; Actinopteri; Cichliformes; Cichlidae.